AUGAGCAGUGACAAACUGAAAGAAUUGGAGAAUGAAUGGAAGAAAUCCAAAGUUAUCGGGAUCAUUGGUCUUGGAGAUAUGGGUUUCCUUUACGCACGAAGAUUUAGUGCAGCUGGUUGGCGUGUUAUAGGCUGUGACCGAGAGGAUGUUUAUGACGAGUUGAGUGACAAGUACAAGGAUGAAAAGUUUCAAGUAAGACGUAAUGGUCAUUUGGUUUCGCGGGAGUCGGACUAUAUUAUUUAUAGUGUUGAAGCAGAAAAUAUCAAAAAAAUUGUCUCCUUAUAUGGACCCUCAACUAAAUAUGGAGCUAUAGUAGGAGGUCAGACAUCUUGUAAGGCACCGGAGAUUGAAGCUUUUGAAAAAUUCUUACCUAGUGACACCCAGAUAAUUUCCCUACACUCGUUGCAUGGCCCAAAAGUGAACACUACGGGGCAGCCUUUGGUAAUAAUUGCUCACAAAGCAGAAUCGGAAUCAGUUCAGUUUGUGCGCCUGCUUGUGUCUUGUCUUAAUUCCAAAAUUGUUGAACUAACUGCAAAAGAACACGAUAGAAUCACGGCGGAUACGCAGGCAGUGACCCAUGCGGCAUUCUUGUCGAUGGGGGUAGCAUGGAGAACUUCGAACCAAUAUCCAUGGCAAGUACCUAAAUGGGUUGGUGGUAUUGAAAAUGCCAAGAUCAACAUUUCAAUGCGAAUAUAUUCCAACAAGUGGCAUGUUUAUGCUGGAUUGGCGAUAACAAACCCAUCGGCACAUGACCAAGUGUUGCAAUACUCCAAAUCCACUACCGAGCUUUUUACACUCAUGAUUCAAGGUAAAAAAGAGGAAUUGAACCAACGAUUACAAAAAGUGAAAGAUUUUUUGUUCCAUCAUAUCAGCGACCACAAUUUACUUCUUGACGAUAACAUUUUGGAGAAGUUUUCAUUGAGCAAAACCCCUCCCGAGGGUAAACAACCAAAUUCGCACUUAUCGCUUUUAGCAAUUGCCGAUAGUUGGUAUAAUUUAGGAAUCCUGCCAUAUGAUCACAUUAUUUGUUCAACUCCGCUUUUCAGGAUUUUCUUGGGUGUCACGGAGUAUAUCUUUUGUACACCAAGGUUGCUCGAGGAGAGUAUAGAUGUUGCUGCCAAUGACCCAACAUUUCGACAAGAUGAUUUACACUUUACGAUUGCUGCUGAGUCGUGGGCCAAGAUCAUCAAAUUUGGCAAUUUCGACCUUUACCGAGAAGAAUUUAACAAAACGCAAGCAUUUUUUCAGCCGAUGUUCCAAGAAGCAAAUUCUAUUGGUAAUGAGAUGAUUAGAACAAUAUUAGAUAGAGUUAAAGAAAGGGAGAAAGAGAGAGGAGAGUGA
Molecule: messenger RNA, 1341 nt
Organism: Lodderomyces elongisporus
Lineage: Eukaryota; Fungi; Ascomycota; Pichiomycetes; Serinales; Debaryomycetaceae
Gene: TYR1
Product: prephenate dehydrogenase (NADP(+))
Exons: 1
Coding region: 1-1341 (446 amino acids)
Biological process (GO): L-tyrosine biosynthetic process
Molecular function (GO): NAD+ binding; prephenate dehydrogenase (NADP+) activity; prephenate dehydrogenase (NAD+) activity
Source: RefSeq, a predicted model, not a curated record